AUAUACAGUUAACAGUAUCUGUAUUAUGUAAAUAUAAAGAAAUACCAUAAUUCAUUGGCAAGAUUUUUUAUGUUCUUCUCAUGAUAUAUGCAUCGAAAGGGGGAGAUUUUCAAAAACUCCAAGGUCAGAAUGACUAUGUAAAAUGUGUAAUAUCCAAGAUAUAGAGGAUGAAUAUCACUUUAUACUUGUAUGUCCAUUGUACUCCUCUGUGAGAAAAAAAUAUAUUCCUGGGUACCGUUUCACAAAGCAGUCGUAAGUCUUACGUGCGUGUAAAACUGGCGUAACCCGGAAAUACUGAACUAGGGGCGUUUCACAAAGCUAGUGUAAUAUUACGUCCGUGUAUAAUUGGCGUAAACUCUACGUGUGGUCUUGGGGUGGUGUAAAUAUUUACGCAAGCGAUAAAGAUGGCGAUCAAUCUAAACACGGCCGAGAUUGCCAAAAAAGUAUGUAAGCGAGAAUGUGUUUUCCGCGACAGGUCGAACCCCCUCGAUGAUUUGGAUGAUCAUGACAUCAUCGAGAGGUACCGCCUAUCACGACACAUGAUAUUUUCUAUCAUUGGUAAAGUGAGUGACAGACUUGAACAUCAAACCCAGCGUUCCCAUGCAAUACCACCUUACCUUAAUGUUUUAAUUGCUCUGAGAUACUUCUCCAAGGGUGGGUUUUACAGUGAGAUUGCCGAUAUCCACGAUGUGAGUAAAUCCUCCAUCUGCAGAGCAAUCCGCGCAACAACAGACGCAUUAUGUGCAACCAUGGGUGAUUUUGUAUUUCCCACAAUGCCUUCCACUCAGAAGAGUAACAAAGAAUCAUUCUUCGACAUUGCUGGAUUCCCUAAAGUACUCGGUGCAAUUGACUGCACACUCGUACCCAUAAUGGCGCCAAAACGUGACGAAGUAGCCUACGUUUGUCAAAAGGGUUACCAUGCACUGAACAUACAGGCAGUAUGUGAUGCCAACAUGAGAUUUACAAACUGUGUGUUCAAGUGGCCUGGCUCUGUCCAUGACAGUUAUAUAUGGAAUAACUCUGCCCUUGGUCAGUACUUUGAAAAGAAGAAUAUUGAUGGAUGGCUACUUGGAGACUCUGGAUAUGCCUGCAGACCAUGGCUGCUGACCCCUGUGCUCAAUCCCAGCUCAGAAGGACAGGAGAAAUACAAUAGAUGCCAUAUCAAGACACGGAACACAAUAGAGAGAGCAUUUGGCUUGUGCAAGUCAAGAUUUAGAUGCCUUCACAAGACAACUGGUGUCUUACAAUUAACCCCAGAAAGGAGUUUGUGUGUUGUCCGGGCUUGCUUCUUGUUGCAUAACAUGUGCAUCCAUGAAAGAAUACCACUUCCCCAGGGCAUUGAGCUACUCAGAGGAGAGGGAACUGCCACAGAGUUGCCAUGUGCAGCUGACUUCCCAACAACAAGCUCUGGUUGUGAUGGACUGUCAGCAAGAUAUCAAUUAAUUUUGCAUAAGUUCACUUAAAUUACAGCCUUAUGCUAUUGUUUUCAUCAUUUAUAAAAAGCACAAGAAUAUAAAUCAUGAGAUGUAAGUGACUUUCUACUCUGUAUUACUAGACAGUCAUAACUUAAGAUAAUUACAUAUUAUACAAAAAUAUAAAAUACACAGCUUUUGUCAUGAUCAAUGCCAGUAGAAAUAAAGUCAAUUUAAGCUUUUUAUAAGUCUUUUAUAUCAUUAUAUAUAACACAAAUAACUAAGAGAGGUAACAUUUGUUUGUCUAGGUAUCAUAUCACAAUUUCUGGCCCAAUCCAUAUGUUCAUACAUAAUCCAUGUGUCAUGCAUUUGGGCAAUUAGACUAUUACAUAUGAUCUGACAUAUUCUUCCUGUUGUGUUUCAUACCUUCUGUUCAACAGUAGUAAGUUGUGU
Haliotis rufescens (red abalone) is the source of this 1865-nucleotide messenger RNA. RefSeq names its product putative nuclease HARBI1. Lineage: Eukaryota; Metazoa; Mollusca; Gastropoda; Lepetellida; Haliotidae. The record is from RefSeq and is a predicted model, not a curated record. The coding region runs from base 405 to 1463 and encodes 352 amino acids. The transcript has 4 exons.